CUCCCUGUUUCAGACCGGAAACUCCUGGAUUUACCACUGAAGAUCCCACACUAUCGUUACUCUAGAAAAUAGUCAGUUUUUAUAUAUUUUUGGUCUAAAAGUGGCGGUAACUAUUACUACUCCUGUGUGGACUUUAACCAUCCGACCAUCACCAUGGUGAACCACAGCCCAGCCCGCGUCGUGCUCAUGUUCACUGGAUUCUUUUCCUUCUUAGUUUCAAUCACAUUUAACUCUCUGUCAGGAUUCGGAGCAAAAUCAGGUGUUUUCAAGCAGUCAACAGAGGAUGUGACGCUCAAGUAUGGGACCCCCAUAACUCCUGCUCCGUGGGCUCUGUUUGUCUGGGACUUCAUAUAUGUCGGGGUGUUUGCCAUGUUCAUUUACUUCUUAGUGGGACUCUGCAGAAGGACGGCGUACGACUGGCUGUACACCACUCCCGCUGUGCUGCCUUAUGGAUUCCACGUCUCCCUCAUCCUCAGCAACUGCCUGAAAAUUACCUGGUUGUUUCUGCUUGACAGAGAGUGGUUGCUGCCGGUGCUGAUAAUCUCCAUACUGAUGACGCUCACCGACUACAUGAUCCUGUUCUUCUCCUGCUAUGGACUGAAGAUCUACGGAGCCUGGUUGAACAAAUACCACAACACAGACCUCUGGCUCAUCAGGUUGCUGGUGCAGAACGUCGUGGCAGUUUAUGCGACCUGGGGCAGCCUCUCCACUCUGCUAAACUUCACCAUGUUCCUGCAGCACCUGACUGAGACGUCUAAGUGUGAAUGUGCGAUGCUGGCUCUGCUGCUGCUUCUGAUGGGGCUGUUCGUCUGGUUCCUGUUGGAGAACUUCUACCUGGACGUGCACGUGCGUUACAUCGUCACCAUCUACCCCGUGGUGGUCCUGUGGCUGACGGGCACUCUGGACAACGCCGGCUCUCAGAAAAGUGACAUUUACAUCUUUGAAGCUCUGAUCCUGGCUAUUUCCUGCAUCGUGUUCGUGGCACGCGUCACCCUGGUGGCAUGGAAGCAUAACAAGCGGCCGCUGUACAGUGGACCCAGCCAGUCACCGGUGGAGAUCUCCUUAAAGCAAAGAAAACUCUUCCUCUGAGAAUCAUCUGCACUAUAAAUACUGUGAUUCAUGUCUUAAUGCUGCAGACAACGUGUGUACAAUAAGCUUUUUUACCAAAUAAAUAAAUGAAUGUACGUAAAGUGGAGAGUAUGUGGGAGAGAAACACACAGGGAACACAGGGAUUUUAGCCUCUGCAGACCAUUUACAUGCACUAAAACACACUAAACGGAAGGGAACACCACAAAAAGCAUGAUAUGGCCCCUUUAACCCUUCAACACACACACACACACACACACACGGCCAUGAUGAGUGUAAUCAAAGAGAUAACCUGCUAUAAAAUUGGAAAGAUAAUGCAGCGAUCCAAAGUCCACGAUAUUACAUUAAGGUGAUGAAUUAUUGUGCC
Messenger RNA from Eleginops maclovinus (Patagonian blennie), 1453 nucleotides. RefSeq lists its product as uncharacterized. NCBI's taxonomy places the organism in Eukaryota, Metazoa, Chordata, Actinopteri, Perciformes, Eleginopidae. The record is from RefSeq and is a predicted model, not a curated record. The coding region runs from base 154 to 1089 and encodes 311 amino acids. The transcript is spliced from 7 exons.